GCAUUAAAGAGAAGGAAAAAGAACAAAAAAACUGCUUCCGCUUCGAUUCCGUUGAGCCUCGCUUCCGAUCUAAACCCUCGCCGCCGCCGGAGGUCGCACGCGAUGGGCGCGCUAGGGUUUCGGCGGCCCCAGCCUCUGCCGCUGCUGCUGCUGGCGCUGCUCGCCGCGGCGACGGCGGUGGAGGCGCGCUUCGUGGUGGAGAAGAACAGCCUGAUGGUCACGUCGCCGACGUCGCUGCGGGGACGACGCGACAGCGCCAUCGGCAACUUUGGCAUCCCGCAGUACGGCGGGAGCAUGGCGGGCGCCGUCGUCUACCCCAAGGACAACGCUAACGCCUGCGACGAUUUCGACGGCAAGCACCCCUUCCGCGCCAAGCCCGGCGCGAUGCCAACCUUCCUCCUCGUCGACCGCGGGGAUUGCCUAUUUGCGAAAAAGGUUUGGAAUGCACAAAAUGCUGGUGCCUCUGCAGUACUUGUAGUUGAUGACAAGGAUGAACCGUUGAUAACAAUGGAUUUACCUCGGGAAGAUGAUGAGGCUGCAAAGUAUAUACAGAAUAUAACCAUUCCAUCUGCACUAAUAGAUAAAAAAUUUGGUGAGCAGCUGAAGAAGGCUGUUAAAGAUGGGGAAAUGGUUAAUGUGAAUCUUGAUUGGAGGGAGGCUGUUCCACAUCCAGAUGAUCGUGUUGAGUAUGAAUUAUGGACGAACAGCAAUGACGAAUGUGGACCUAAAUGUGAUAUGCUGAUGAAUUUUCUGAAGGAAUUUAAAGGAGCUGCUCAACUACUUGAGAAAGGCGGCUAUAGCCAGUUCACACCCCAUUAUAUUACUUGGUACUGCCCUCAAGCAUUUGUGAUCAGUAAACAAUGCAAGUCCCAAUGCAUAAACCAUGGGAGAUACUGCGCACCUGAUCCAGAACAAGAUUUUAGCACAGGCUAUGAAGGAAAGGAUGUGGUGGUAGAGAACCUCAGACAGUUAUGCGUGUAUAAAGUUGCAAAUGAACAUAAGAAACCAUGGGUCUGGUGGGAUUAUGUCACUGAUUUUCACAUAAGGUGCCCAAUGAAGGAGAAGAAAUACAACAAAAGAUGUGCUGAAAUUGUCAUCAAAUCACUAGGUCUGGAUGUGAAGAAGGUUGAUAAGUGCAUGGGAGACCCAAAUGCUGAUUCUGACCACCCAUUGCUUAAAAUGGAGCAAGAUGCUCAGAUUGGGAAAGGUUCAAGAGGAGAUGUUACUAUAUUGCCUACUCUUGUUGUGAACAACCGGCAAUAUCGAGGGAAGCUUGAGAGGAAAGCUGUCCUCAAAGCUAUUUGUGCUGGUUUUGAGGAAACUACUGAACCAAAUGUUUGCCUGAGUGAUGAUAUAGAAACUAAUGAGUGUCUGAACGACAAUGGGGGUUGCUGGCAAGACAAGGCUGCUAAUGUAACAGCCUGCAGGGACACCUUCCGUGGCAGAGUGUGUGAAUGCCCCACGUUCAAUGGUGUACAGUUCAAAGGCGAUGGCUACAGCAAUUGUGAACCUGCUGGACCAGGAAAAUGCUUGAUAAACCAUGGAGGGUGUUGGCAUGAAACUCGCAAUGGAAAAACAUUCUCUGCUUGUCAGGAAUCUGGAGAUGGGAAAUGCCGGUGUCCAGCUGGUUUCCGAGGGGACGGUGUUAAAAAAUGUGAAGGCAUUGAUGAGUGCAAGGAGCGAAAAGCUUGUCAGUGUCCUGAAUGCAACUGCAGAGAUACAUGGGGUGGCUAUGACUGUACUUGCAGUGGUGACCUUUUAUACAUCAAAGAGCAUGACACAUGCAUAAGCAAGACAGCAGUUCAGGCUAAAGCAGCAUGGGCUGCAGUAUGGAGUAUCUUGAUAGUAAUCGUUGUUGUCGCAGCGGGAAGUUACAUUGUAUACAAAUACAGACUAAGGUCAUACAUGGACUCUGAGAUUAGAGCUAUCAUGGCACAAUAUAUGCCACUGGACAAUCAAGGAGAGGUUCCAAAUCAUACACACGAAGAAGAUCGUUCAUAAAAUAUCUGCUUUACAUGCACACACCGUUACAAUGUAGGCCCAUAUGACCAAAGUGACAGCAAGGUGGAAAUGCGAUGUUUGAGCAGUGACGACGUAUACAAACUGAUCUUGCAGGUGAUAAUGGUUUGACUUGGAGCGGAUGUUGAUAUUAUUCGCCUGCUAAUUUAUUGAGAGCAGUUUCAUCUUGUAUAUCAUUGAAAGCUCCAUUUGUGCGAGUGUACAUCAGUAGGUUUUUGUUGUGCAGUCCAAUAUUCAUAGAUUUUUAGCCUAUGAAUGUGUGUUUUCUUGUUGCUGAUCCAUGUAAUAGUAGCUUUCGAGUUUCCACUCAAUGGCGCACGGGAAGACUCUUUGGACAACCAUGUUUAUUGGAUAUAACAUUAGAUGAGUCCUCUUGUAACACUGGGAUUAAAUAAUGGCCAUCGAUAUCCUGUGAAUAGGGGAAACUUUCCGGUUUGCAAGAAGUUUCUUGGAA
Messenger RNA from Panicum hallii, 2473 nucleotides. RefSeq names its product vacuolar-sorting receptor 3-like. The record is from RefSeq and is a predicted model, not a curated record. The transcript is spliced from 12 exons. The coding region runs from base 103 to 2001 and encodes 632 amino acids. NCBI's taxonomy places the organism in Eukaryota, Viridiplantae, Streptophyta, Magnoliopsida, Poales, Poaceae.